Molecule: messenger RNA, 433 nt
Organism: Pseudomyrmex gracilis
Lineage: Eukaryota; Metazoa; Arthropoda; Insecta; Hymenoptera; Formicidae
Exons: 3
Coding region: 73-387 (104 amino acids)
Source: RefSeq, a predicted model, not a curated record
GCGGGAAAGUGAGCAUUGAAUUGUCGGUUGUCAGAAUCACACGCCACUCCGACGCUUCUACUUGCUGAAAGAAUGAGGUCCUACACGUUCGUGUCCGUCGCUCUCGCAAUCGUCCUUUCUUACACCGUAUGUGUCAAUACAGUGGUGGUAUGUCCUCAAGAAAAUUGUAUUCAUCCCAGUAAGUGUGACGACUCACCAGACAGUAAUAUGAGUAAUUUUCUUUGCUUAAAUAAGCAAGAUGCAGCUUCGUGCUGCAGUGUUGUUAAGGAGGAAUUUCGAACCCAUUGCAAACAUCACGGUGGAGAAUGUAUGAGCUCAUGUUCCUCUCUUCUGACGCGAAACGCAGUCGAUUGUUCAAACAAUGAAGUUUGUUGCGUUUUGGUUUGAAACAGUCUAACAAUAGCAAUGUAACAAUAUAAUCUGGUUACAAUUA